This is a messenger RNA of Prorocentrum cordatum, 1550 nucleotides long. The record is from the annotation of a GenBank genome assembly. Lineage: Eukaryota; Dinophyceae; Prorocentrales; Prorocentraceae.
CCUCCUCAUUCUCCCCGUCCUCCUCCCGGCGUCCCCCUCCUCCGUUUGUUGGUCAUUGUGAAAAGGUUUCGCAGCCCAUGUCUCAGUCAUCGUUGGCCGUUGUACUGCAAGUGUCGUCUGCCCAACAGGAUGUAUUGCUACAGUCCGACAACGUUCGUCGUUCUGAUUUGUCCCCGUUGGCGUUUGUUUCUAUUUUGUCUGUGCCGAACGUCUGCGGAGUCCUUCUGCACGCCUGCGGAUUCCUUCUUGCACACGCAGCGAUAUGGUCGGCGAAGGGAUAUGCUCGUAGAUGGGGGCCAUGCGCGCGCAUGCCCCACUUUUGCCGAGGUGGCGGACAUGCUCCAUGAUUGCUUUGGGGUGUACCCAGAGUGCUGCGAGACACCAGGUUUCCCAAAUUACCAUCUCUCCUAUCUCGAGAUUCACUGCGCUGCAGUACGUUUGCUUUCUGAGUUCCGCCACCGCUCGAGGGAUUCGGGCGUGGGCAAGUCCUCGAUCCUGCUUCGCUUCUGCGAUGACGAGUUCAACGAGAAGCAGGCGUCGACGAUCGGGGUCGACUUCAAGACCAAGUUCAUGCAGGUGAGGGGGAAGAAGCUGAAGCUGGCCCUCUGGGACACUGCGGGCCAGGAGCGCUUCCGGACGCUGACGUCCUCUUACUAUCGGGGCGCGCAGGAGGGCGCACCGCUCCCCGCCUCGCCGCCGCCAGAGAGCCACCUUCGAGCACAUCAAGUUCUGGCAGGACGAGGUGAGGAAGUACUCGACGAACCAGGACGCCGUGCUCAUGCUUGUGGCCAACAAGGUCGACCUGCCCGACGCGCAGGUGACCCGGCAGGAGGGCGAGGAGUUUGCGUUCGCCAAUUCCAUGAUGUUCAUAGAGACCAGCGCGAAGACAAGACAGGGCAUCAAGCAGGCCUUCGAGGAGGUCGUCUUCAAGAUCCUCGACACCCCGUCCCUGCUCCAGAGCACCCAGGCGGCGGGCCGGCAGGUGACGGGCAGCGGCGCAGCUGCCAACGCGGCCGGACAAGGAGCUUGUAGUUGCUAGCAGGGCGCCUCUUGGCCCCCCUCUGCCAGGCACAGCGCUGGGGGGGACGGCUGCUGGAAGGCGCGCGGGGGGGAGGGGGGGGCGGAAAAAUUGGGCAAGUGCCCCUCGCCGUGGUCUUGUCCACGACGCCCAGUAGGCCUCCCUUCCGCGCCGAGAGGGGGCGGAGGGCCCCUCUCGGGCAUGAGCCGCGGGGCCCUCCCCGGAGAGGCUCGCGCGCCCGCGGGCGGGCGGCCGAAGGGGCCGGCCGUCUCGCGGGUUCGGCGCCGGGCCGAGGGCGGACAGAGCCUCGGAGCCCUGGGCGCAGUUUUGCAUCUUGGCGUGGACCCGGCCCGAGUCGAUUCGUGCUGUGCUGCGCUGUGCUUAUAUAGUGAGUUGCCUCGCCGUGCCGCGUGGCGCUGGGUCGUGCGGUGUCGUGCCCCUUUCACGAGCGGUUGGGGGUCGAUCUUGCGCUCGCCGCGCGCCGGGGCUCGUCUCCCGAUGUGCAGGCAGUGCAUUCGGAGACUGGGAGUGG